Molecule: messenger RNA, 2799 nt
Organism: Synchytrium microbalum
Lineage: Eukaryota; Fungi; Chytridiomycota; Chytridiomycetes; Synchytriales; Synchytriaceae
Exons: 11
Coding region: 1-2799 (932 amino acids)
Biological process (GO): protein deubiquitination; regulation of protein stability
Cellular component (GO): nucleus; cytosol
Molecular function (GO): cysteine-type endopeptidase activity; cysteine-type deubiquitinase activity
Source: RefSeq, a predicted model, not a curated record
AUGGCCCUAGAGGGGGUGCUGGGUUUCGAUGAAGAGCUAAUACCAUUCCAAUCUACUAAACCAAAAGAUCCAUCAGAGCUUGCGCGACUGCCAGAUAAACAUAAUGCUGAUGUCGAUGAAUUGCUCGGUGCAAAGGUCAUCAGAUGGAGCUUCCCAAUUAAGGAAGUCAGACUUUCGGGCAAAGCACCCAAAGUAUCCAGCAAGUCCUUUGAUCUGGGAGGCCUAAAGUGGUCGUUCGGAGCCCACUUUCCUGGUGAAAACGACAAGAAUGUCAACAUAAUGCUCAAAUUGGACCAGGAGAAAGUUCCUGAUUCCAAGUAUCGAGCUUCAAGUGCUGUUGGUUUUCGAGAUCCUAAUUGCCAUGAUCGAUUCUUGAGAAACACAAAGACCAAGAAUCAAUGCCUCAGUCAAGGACGAAUGGGUCUCUUGCACAACCCAGCUUGCAAAUACAGACUGGACGAAGGUGUCUCCCUCCCUCAAAACGAUGCAGACUUUAUCCAAAGUGAUGUAGUAGACGUCAUCUUUGCUAUUCGCGUAUACCAGAGUCGCAGCAAUGUCCCGCUAUUCGAUGAUUUGAAAGCAGCCGCCAAAGCCCCGUCCGUAAAAGCAAUGCAACCAUCAUCAGCAAAUAUCUCAACAUACAAUAAUGUUACAAAGACAAUCACUACUCCUCAAGGUACAUUUUACAAACAGAACGAGAACAGUGUCAUGGGUCCUCCAGCACCACCUCAGCAACAAGUGACAAAGGCUAGACCACCGAAUAUUCGAAACGAUACUAGCAAUAAUAGUAAUAAUAACAGUAAUGCUGGUAAAACGUCGACAAUCUCAAACAACAGCAAAACACAUUACCCACCAAACAACAAGUAUAUCAAUAACAAGAAUGACAAUCACAACAACAAUAAUAAUAAUGGUAGUAAUAACAAUAGUCCAAUGCAUCACAAUCAUCAAAAUGGUGGUUCUGCUGCUGGUCUCAAUAACAGGAAGACAUUGAAUUUUCCACCAACUGUAUCUCCACAGACUCAAAGUCGAUCAGAGUCUCCAAGGACGUAUACUCCGUUGAAGAGGAAACCAUAUGUCGGACUAGCAAACCAAGGCGCGACCUGCUAUAUGAACAGUAUCCUCCAAUCUUUGUUUUUUGUGAUUCCAUUCAGGAGGGCUAUUGGAAGCAUUGCCAAACAAGACAUACCAGAUCCAGAUCGUCAUGUGCAAGCCAUCAAGGCGUUGUCUCGAGUCUUUGACAGUCUUGAAAAGGCUGACGAUGCUGUCAGCACAAAGGCAUUAACUAAAUCAUUUGGCUGGGAUUCUGCCUUCACAUUCAAACAACAGGAUCCUCAAGAGUUUACUCGUUGUUUCUUUGAGUUCCUGGAAGAUGGUAUCAAGAAAGCAGGAGCAGAGAACAUAAUAAAUCAGAUGUUUGAAGGCGAGAUGGAGAUGCGAGUGCAAUGUAAAAAUAUUACAUAUGCUUCAAGUCGAGUUGAGACCUUCAAUGAUAUCCAACUGGACGUAGAUGGAUGCCGGGAUCUGGAGGCCUCGUUCCAGGCUUUUACUGCCAGGGAGGAUUUGAUUGGAGAUAAUCAAUAUCGUGCGGAUGAUUUUGGCUUGCAGGAUGCAGUGAAAUUCAUACGCUUCAAAACCCUCCCGCCAGUCCUACAUUUACAACUAAAACGAUUCCAAUACGAUGUCGAAAAGGAUUCCAUGAGAAAAAUCUACCGACGCCACACCUUCCCGGACCGAAUGGAUUUAUCCCAAUUCAACAUCCCCGCUGCCGAAGGUGGUCCCAAAACACCACAGAUAUACAUCCUACAAGGUGUCCUAGUCCAUUCAGGAGGUGUGCACGGAGGCCACUACCGUGCAUACUUACGACCCAGCGUCUUGGACGACUGGUUUGAAUUCGAUGAUGGACUAGUUACACGAAUCCCGGCCAAAAAAGUCUAUGAAUUUGGAUUUGGAGGUGAGGGUAGCAAUAAAAGUGCGUACAUGUUGAUUUAUGUGCGAGAGAGUGACAUGGACGUUAUUUUGGAGGCUGAGAUUGCACAUCAGAAUCCAAAUGGUGGUGUAAAUGGUCGUGGGGGUGUGGUGGACUCUCCAUUGGUUGGCGUAGCUGCUAAUAGUAUUGGUAAUGGGAAGGGUAAAGCAGCAGCUGUCAGUGAUGAUACGAAUGGUAUUGUUGCUAGUGCUAAUGGAUACAACACAAGUUUGACCGCUAUCACCACUACUGCUAGUACAAGUCCAUCACUUAAACGAGGACCAGGUGAAUUAGUUGAAGGAUCUUCUGAUGGAUCAUCUGGAGAUGAUUCAGCAGGUGGAGAUAAUAAAAAUAAUGCCAAACGAGUGAAACUGGAGAGUGCGUUUGUUGAGAGUCAAAAACAAGCAGAUAGUAACAAGCAGGAUGCUAAUGGUGGUGGUAUAAAUGGUAAAGAUGAAUCGAAUUUGACAAGGAGUACGAGGAUUACCGAUAAAUACGAUAAUAAGCAGCGGCCUGUCAAACUGAUUCAGGAUUAUACUGACCAACUUAAACGUGAUAAGGAUGUAAACAUGAUUGAUGUACCUGACAAGACAGUUGGAGACGACUCAGGAGUGAAUGGAGGUGUAGGAGAUAUGAUGGUGGAUGUACAUGCCAAUGAAAUGGCAGGAGCAGAUACAUCUGUAGAAGCAUCAAACAGUAGUGACAUGUUACCGCCUACACCACUUAUAGACAUGUUUGCUGAUAAUGCUAGUGAUAUGGUUGUUGAUUUAGGUGACAAGGAAGGAGGUGAAGAUGUGACUGUGCCGUCUACACCUGAUGGUGAUAUGGUUUGA